Messenger RNA from Coccidioides immitis RS, 570 nucleotides. RefSeq lists its product as uncharacterized. The transcript has a single exon. The record is from RefSeq and is a predicted model, not a curated record. NCBI's taxonomy places the organism in Eukaryota, Fungi, Ascomycota, Eurotiomycetes, Onygenales, Onygenaceae. The coding region runs from base 1 to 570 and encodes 189 amino acids.
AUGAUCUCAACCCCUCUUUUUCAAAUUUUUUUGCCAGGGACACGGGAAGUGAAUUUGAGGUAUCCCAAGGGAAGAGGCACUAACGCACUGACUGACGCUCUGGUGGCUGGCUUUGCAAUUUUACUUCUCGAAGUUGGCGGCUAUGUUCGUGAUUGGUUGAGAGACGUUCCUGCGCGGGGAGGGGCUGUUUUUCGCAUUUCAUCACAAUUUUCUCGCCGAGUGACCCCUCCAACCGUGUCAAAUGCAACUGGGGAACCAACCCGGUCACGAAGUCGAACUUCGCUGAGCCAAUCGUCAACACUCAAAGAGCUGGGCAGCCUUUUUGCGCACCCGGGCAAAAAAAGAUCGUUGUUCAUGUUACCAACAGCAAGAGCCCUCCCGGCUAGCGAAGCAGUCGCCAAAAAGGCGCAAGGCGAACUUGGCCCGGAGUCUCUUUCUUUGAUGAUGGACUCAUCAAAAAAAGAAAAGAAGGGAAACGAGGAGAAGAGAGAGGAAAAGAGGGUUGGUUGUAAUUCGUUGCCCGAGGACCUUGCGGCCCUGCGGUUUUCAGCAACGUAUGUAUGCGCCUAA